Messenger RNA from Lynx canadensis (Canada lynx), 3753 nucleotides. RefSeq names its product peptidyl arginine deiminase 2 (gene PADI2). Gene Ontology annotation, cellular component: cytoplasm. Gene Ontology annotation, molecular function: calcium ion binding; protein-arginine deiminase activity. NCBI's taxonomy places the organism in Eukaryota, Metazoa, Chordata, Mammalia, Carnivora, Felidae. The record is from RefSeq and is a predicted model, not a curated record.
UCGAGGGGACUCACCUGCUGCAGGUGCCCGGGGCGGACCUGACCUGGACGAGCGAGGACGGGCGCAGGGCCGGCCACUGGGGGGACGAUGCAGCAGGAGCGGACCGUGCGGCUGCAGUACGGGAGCCGCGUGGAGGCGGUGUACGUGCUGGGCACGCACCUCUGGACCGAUGUCUACAGUGCGGCCCCUGCCGAGGCCCAGACCUUCAGCCUGAAGCACUCAGAGCGCGUGCGGGUAGAGGUGGUGCGUGACGGGCAGGCCGAGGAGGUGGCCGCCAACGGCAAACAGCGCUGGCUUCUGUCGCCCAGCACCACGCUGCGGGUCACUAUGAGCCAGGCCAGCACCGAGGCCAGCAGCGACAAGGUCACCGUCAACUACUACGAGGAGGAGGGGAGCAUGCCCAUUGACCAGGCUGGGCUCUUCCUCACGGCCAUCGAGAUCUCCCUGGAUGUGGACGCAGACCGGGACGGCGUGGUGGAGAAGAACAACCCAAGAAAGGCAUCCUGGACCUGGGGCCCUGAGGGCCAGGGGGCCAUCCUGCUGGUGAACUGUGAUCGAGACACGCCCUGGUUGCCCAAGGAGGAUUUGAACGACGAGAAGGUCUACAGCAAGGAAGACCUCAAGGACAUGUCCCAGAUGAUCCUGCGGACCAAAGGCCCAGACCGCCUCCCCGUGGGAUAUGAGAUCGUUCUCUACAUUUCCAUGACAGACUCGGACAAAGUGGGCGUGUUCUACGUGGAGAACCCUUUCUUCGGCCAGCGUUACAUCCACAUCCUGGGCCGACGGAAGCUCUACCACGUGGUCAAGUACACGGGCGGCUCCGCAGAGCUGCUGUUCUUUGUGGAAGGCCUGCGUUUUCCCGACGAGGGCUUCCCGGGCCUGGUGUCCAUCCACGUCAGCCUGCUGGAGUACAUGGCCGAGGAGAUUCCCCUGACACCUAUCUUCACGGACACUGUGGUGUUCCGGAUUGCUCCGUGGAUCAUGACCCCCAACAUCCUGCCUCCCUUGUCAGUGUUCGUGUGCUGCAUGAAGGACAAUUACUUGUUCCUGAAAGAGGUGAAGAACCUGGUUGAGAAAACCAACUGUGAACUAAAGGUCUGCUUCCAGUAUGUGAAUCGAGGCGACCGCUGGAUCCAGGAUGAAGUUGAGUUUGGCUACAUAGAGGCCCCCCAUAAAGGCUUCCCCGUGGUACUGGACUCCCCCCGAGAUGGAUACCUGAAGGACUUCCCAAUGAAGCAGCUUCUGGGCCCAGAUUUCGGCUACGUGACCCGGGAGCCCCUCUAUGAGCCUGUUACCAGCCUCGAUUCCUUUGGGAACCUGGAGGUCAGUCCACCAGUGACUGUCAACGGCAAGACAUACCCCCUGGGCCGGAUCCUCAUCGGAAGCAGCUUUCCUCUGUCCGGUGGUCGGAGGAUGACCAAGGUGGUGCGGGACUUCCUACAAGCCCAGCAGGUGCAGGCACCCGUGGAGCUCUACUCAGACUGGCUGACCGUGGGCCACGUCGAUGAGUUCAUGACCUUCGUCCCCAUCCCAGGCACAAAGCAAUUCCGGCUGCUCAUGGCCAGUACCUCUGCCUGCUACAAGCUCUUCCGAGAGAAGCAGAGGGAGGGCCACGGGGAGGCCAUCAUGUUCAAAGGCUUGGGCGGGAUGAGCAGCAAGCGAAUCACUAUCAACAAGAUUCUGUCCAGCGAGAGUCUCGUGCAAGAGAACCAGUACUUCCAGCGCUGCCUGGACUGGAACCGUGACAUCCUCAAGAAGGAGCUGGGGCUGACAGAGCAGGACAUCAUCGAUCUGCCCGCUCUGUUCAAGAUGGAUGAGAAACGCCAGGCCAGAGCCUACUUCCCAAAUAUGGUGAACAUGAUUGUGCUGGACAAGGACCUGGGCAUCCCUAAGCCGUUCGGGCCCCAGGUGGAGGAGGUAUGCUGCCUGGAGACACACGUGCGCUCCCUGCUGGAGCCCCUGGGCCUCUGCUGCACCUUCGUGGAUGACAUUUCGGCCUACCACAAGUUUCUGGGCGAAGUCCACUGCGGCACCAACGUCCGCAGGAAGCCCUUCGCCUUCAAGUGGUGGCACAUGGUACCCUGAUCUCAGGGGGCUGCCGUGUGCGGGUCUCAGCUCACCCAUAACCCGUAUCGUGGCUGGGCCCGCCCUCGUGGUUCUUUACGAUCACAAGAUACCCUUCGGCAGUAACUGUCAGGAAACUUUAGGAUUAUUACCUGCGGGACGGCACACUUGGGGCCACAUAGCGAGGUCACAGGGAGAGAGAGACCACACAGGCCUGGGGUUCUGCUUUUCUUGGGGGGGGUCGAGGGUGGGGGCCUAGGGUUUUGCGGGCUUGCUCCUAUUGGUGAGCUUAAAACAUAAGAGCUGGAAUUUAAAGCACAGGAAGAGGGAAAUCCAGGGGCCCAGAUGGUCAGCUAUAGAAACCAACCAAAUCUAAAACAAAGGAGCCUGGGGGAGGAAGAAGCCUGGCUUUUUAUCUAGUCCUGUGGCUGGCAAUAUGCCUAUUGCAGAUAGCCUUCUCUAAAGUGGCUACCUCAGCAAUCAAAGCUUAAGUCAGGCACUUGAGCCACCGAAGAGAAAACCCAACUGUCAGGGCUUACACUACAGGUGCCUUGACAAUUCCCUCCUCCCUUCCUUCUCCAGACUCCUUGAACCCCCCAGAGCUUCCCCUUGCCCGGCAGGGACUUGACAAGGAUUCUGUCCCACUGGCAGCAAGAGGUGAGGAAUCUGGGAUAUCUGUACCUUGUCAUCUCUCAGAAGGGCCCUAGCAUCCACCCAAACCACCCUGGUGAGCCUCAACUCUGUCCUUCCUGAAAACAGCCGUGCGCUUGGCCAGUGUCUGUAUAACCCUGAUACGAAAAACAAAAAAGAAAACCAAAACCCUGUACCCAAAUCAUUCCCCCAAAGAGUCCUUAGUCUCUUGUCCAAAAUUGAAAGAGGGGAGAAGGGAAGGAGGUUCUGGAGGCUCUGGGAUCACCAGUUCUGGUAGCCAUGCCCUGAAGGUCAAGUUAGAUCCUAUGGAAAGGGACCCUGGCCCCCCCACCAGACAUACCUUGAACUGCUGACAUCAUUUCAAAUUCAGCUCUCUUGGGGUGUCCAGGUGGCUGCCUCCAAUUAGUCAUUCCUUCCCUGCCUCGCUCCGAUCCCCUUGGCUUUCUCUCUGCAGUGUAGACGCCAUUGACUAGCUUCCCUAUUCCCUGAGGGUCCAAUCGUUUACCUUAGAACCUUCCCUGGAAGCGGAUUUUAUCAGAACAGCCUUCUCCAUUUUCAAGAUGCUCCUUAUACCUCGUCUUUCUGAUGGACACAGGCUCCCCCAAGUGCUUGAUCCCCCCACACCAGCAUCCUUGUGCCCAAGAGUGCACUGCGUGAAGACACCUGGGCUCCACCAUAGCCUUCUGCUGCCUGGCUCUCCAGUCUCUGGGCAACCCCUGACCUCCCUCCUCUCCUGCCUCUACUUCCUAUUCCUGACGCCAUCCCUCCAGGCAGCUAGACAAGGACUUUUUCACCACCAGCCAAGCUCAGCCCUGCCCCCCAGGGUACAGUGAAGGACCCACCUGUCCUCCCCAGAUCUUAGACUCAACGUGUAAGGACCUGGCCCGGCCUCCAGCCGAACAGCCAGUUCUGGGCCAGCAGCUGGCCUCAGACGGACCGUCUGUCCCAUGGAAGUUCACCAGUGCAUUUGCUGAGCAACCACUAAUUUGGACACAACUAGAUUAAUUCCCUGGCUCCAACCAAAAAGACUCAGUUUCA